AUGACAGGCACGUCGUCCAAGGAGCUCCCUGAUCUGAGCAAGGUGGCGGGCGUGGUUCUGCAGAGCAAGAAGCGGUUUCUAUCCACGGACGGCAUUCCUACUCCACAGCUCGUCAUCGCAGCCUUGAAAACGUGCCAAGGCGCCGCGAAUGCGAUUCAACCAUAUCUAUCCAAGUCGGAGAUACGUUCGGCCUCGGCCCUCGCCGCAUCGACCGCCUCGAGCCUCCUAUCCCUGGACUCCAACUCGAUCGCUUCUAAUUCUAGCAGCACGUCGAUCCCGUCGAUUUCUGUCAAGGAUACAGUCGAUACAAUCUCCGAGUCAGCAUACGAAAUCAUUGCCCACCCCACCGUUUCCAUUGGUCCCCAGGUCUUGGACUUAUACGUAAACAUCCAAGCUAGGCUUGGCAGGCCCGAGACACUUCCCCAUGUUUUCGAACUGUAUGCGUCAAAGCCCAAACCAAAGGCGGUUGAGGGUUCAAUCUCGUAUGUUGAGCAGAACCCAAACCGAGCAGACAAGGCCAUCGAGGCAGGCGUGGCCGAAACAGCUCUGGGGGCCGCCAUCGACGCCAAGAACCUGGACGCUGCCAUUGGCAUCGUUGAGGCCUGCUACGCAACACAAGCAUUCUACCGCCAAAAGCUUCUGCGGAAGGCGCUUCUGCCCGCCUCAGCCGUGAGUGCGGCCCCCUUUGGCGUCUACGCUCUUGCCUCCAAUCUCUCGGCAUUCCAGAACACAAUGGAGCCCGUGACCGCUACCAAGUUCGCCUUCGCGGCGAUCCUGGCCUACCUGGGGUUCACGGCAACCAUUGGGAUGGUUGCCAAAACCACUGCCAACGAUCACAUGCGACGGGUCACUUGGGCGCCUGGCAUCCCAUUGCACCAACGUUGGCUCCGCGAGGAAGAGCGCGCCGGCAUGGACGAUAUCGCCUGCGCGUGGGGUUACAGAGAGAAAUGGAGACAUGGCGAGGAGGGCGGCAUCGAAUGGGAGUCUCUCAAGGAGUAUCUCGGUCUGAAGGGGAUGAUGCUCGACAGAGUUGAGCUGAUGGAGGGAAUGAGUUGA
Colletotrichum destructivum is the source of this 1056-nucleotide messenger RNA. RefSeq lists its product as uncharacterized. The coding region runs from base 1 to 1056 and encodes 351 amino acids. The transcript has a single exon. Lineage: Eukaryota; Fungi; Ascomycota; Sordariomycetes; Glomerellales; Glomerellaceae. The record is from RefSeq and is a predicted model, not a curated record.